Baudoinia panamericana UAMH 10762 is the source of this 647-nucleotide messenger RNA. RefSeq lists its product as uncharacterized. NCBI's taxonomy places the organism in Eukaryota, Fungi, Ascomycota, Dothideomycetes, Mycosphaerellales, Teratosphaeriaceae. The record is from RefSeq and is a predicted model, not a curated record. The coding region runs from base 118 to 462 and encodes 114 amino acids. The transcript is spliced from 3 exons.
UGGAUAGCCUACUGAUUAAGCUACUGCCUUAAGGCGCUUAUACCUGCUCGAAUACGCCUGUUAGCUUCCGUUUCCGAACUACUAAUCAGCAUCAGGAGCUAUCGGUGUGCAAUCGCCAUGGCUCAGACCCCAGGCUCGCCUACACCAGCCGCAGAGAGUUCCUCGAAGCAAGAUCUGCUGAUCCACUACUGCCGCAAUCGUGGCUUGCGCGCACCGUCGUGGCAGGUCCUGUCGGAUAGAAGAGGCGGCCGCACUGCGUGGAGUUGCACGGUGAUCGUUAAUGGCCAGCAUGUACCAGCAAGGUACUGGUACGACGGGCAAUACGUCAACAAUGCCCGUGAGGACGCUGCCGAGAGAGCUCUCCAGAUGCUAGGCCAGCUCCCAGCUCCCAACGGGCCUCAGCCGACGCAUUAUCACCAGCAACAGCGCACCACUUACGGUGCUGGGACGGUCGGCAGCUGAGCGUUGCCUGGCGCUUGAUGCUUCGAGGAGACAUGUAGGAUGACCCACUUCGGCACGCUUUGGCGAAGUCGGUGGCAUUGCGAUGCCUGCUCGUAGUGGUGUAGGCUGUGUUUCGGGCUUGGAGACCGUAUGCCAUCUCUGGCAGAGUGGUGACUGAGGAGGAAGGCUGUCAUUCCUCUGUUUAG